ACGUCUACACUCAACGGUAUGCUUAUACAAAGCGGAUACGAAUCUCUGGCGGAUAUUUCAAAGCGUGUUUCAAAGUGAAUGUUCGGAUAUCUUGAUGGCAGUAUUAGCUGUAAUAUUAUAUAACUAUCUUAUUAUACUCAUGCAUAAAUAUGACGGAACUGCCGUUGCAAAGUAAACCAUCAAACAGUGGUGCGAAAAGAGGGCUAUCGCAUACCGGAUUUAUUCUAGUCGGAAUUACUGGAGGUGCUGCUGUAGCCAUCAGUGCAAUCUGUCUUCCAUUCGUUAGUCCAGCCCUACGUAGGAUUUGUCUACCAUAUGUACCAGCGACUACUCAACAAGUAGAUAAUGUGCUGCAAGCUUUGAAAGGCCGCUCCGGUACCUUGGUCGAUCUAGGCAGUGGAGAUGGACGUAUAGUUUUUGCUGCAGCUAGAAAGGGAUUCACAGCUGAUGGUGUCGAAUUGAACCCAUGGCUUGUUGUAUAUUCAAGAUUCAUUGCAUUAACGCAAAGAUUGUCCGCAAAAGUAACAUUUUUCAGAAAAGAUCUUUGGAAAUUUAACUUGGAAAAGUAUGACAAUGUCGUUGUAUUCGGAGUAGAGCAAAUGAUGGAUAAGGUUGAACAGAAAUUCAUAGCAGAACUGAGGAGUGAGAGUGUGAUAGUUGCCUGUCGUUUUCCGUUACCCAACUUGGAGCCUAUUGCAAUACUUGGUCAUGGUGUUGAUACUGUUUGGGUCUACAAAAAUGCAGCGAUAACACAAUUUGGUUCUUGAUUGUGAUUCCUUUUAGGUAAAACAUAGGUGAUAUAUUUGUGAAAAAAAUUGACCAAUUUGUCUAUGAUGAUGUUUAAAAACUCAAUGAAUGAUUCAAAUCACAUUGAGUUAUCAAAUUUAUUCUCCAAUUUAUUUAUGGUCAGAUCCUGUACAUGAUGAUCAUUUAUUAUCAAUAAAAGUCCAUUUCAAGUAAUAGUAA
Athalia rosae (coleseed sawfly) is the source of this 966-nucleotide messenger RNA. Its product is annotated as ATP synthase subunit C lysine N-methyltransferase. Gene Ontology annotation, molecular function: protein-lysine N-methyltransferase activity. Lineage: Eukaryota; Metazoa; Arthropoda; Insecta; Hymenoptera; Athaliidae. Gene Ontology annotation, biological process: peptidyl-lysine trimethylation; regulation of mitochondrial ATP synthesis coupled proton transport; positive regulation of proton-transporting ATP synthase activity, rotational mechanism. Gene Ontology annotation, cellular component: mitochondrion. The transcript is spliced from 5 exons. The record is from RefSeq and is a predicted model, not a curated record. Bases 150 to 767 code for a protein of 205 amino acids.